Molecule: messenger RNA, 2211 nt
Organism: Verticillium alfalfae VaMs.102
Lineage: Eukaryota; Fungi; Ascomycota; Sordariomycetes; Glomerellales; Plectosphaerellaceae
Product: sphingolipid C9-methyltransferase
Exons: 3
Coding region: 1-2211 (736 amino acids)
Biological process (GO): cellular response to biotic stimulus
Source: RefSeq, a predicted model, not a curated record
AUGGCCGCCGCCCCCGACAUCGCCAGCCUCACCUCCUCCGCCGACGUCUUCACCGCCAACCAUACCCUGCCCCAGAUCCGCGCCAUCCACCGCGCACUCCAUGUCCAGAUUGACGACAAGGCCGCGCGCCUGCGCACCCAGGUCGGCUCCUCCUACCGCGGCCUCCUCGGCACCGCCGACUCGAUCGUCCAGAUGCGCCAGGACAACGACGCCGUCCAGGCCCUGCUCGCCCGCAUGGGCCACCGCUGCGGCCGCGCCGUCGUCGGCCGCAAGCUCGAGGGCUACGCCGAGUUUGCCUCCGAAGCCGAAGACCCCCGCAUGGCCGUCUUGGCGAGGGCGAGGCUCCUCGACGCCUGCGCCCUCGUCGUCGGCAAGCUCCUGCUCAAGGGCCGUGGGGCUAACGCUGCUGCUCGGCGCGAGGUCCUCGUGCUGAGCCGCCUGCUGUCCAAGGGUUUCACGCGUGAGGAGCUGGCGAGGGAACCCGACGCCGCCCUCGUCGUCGACACGGCGAGAAAGACCCUCGAGGGUCUCCGCCGGCGUCUUCUCCGGAGCAUCGAAAAGUUCCUCGAAAAGACGGCAGACAACCAGGCCCAGAGGCAGGAUCACACACUCAAGGCCCUGUGCGCCUACAGCCUCGCCACGAGCUCGGGCGCCCGCGACGUGCUCAAGCAUUUUCUCACGGUCCGCAGCAAGGCCAUGUCGGCGGCCUUUUACGCCGACGGCGACGCAGAGACCGGUCGGCUGCAGGGCGGCGCCAACGUUCUCAAGAGCCAGCUGCUGUACGUGAGGACGCUCCUCGACGUCCAGGCGCUGGUGCCCUCGAAGCUCUCGGACGCCCUGGCCAACCUCAAGAAGCGGCCGCUGCUGCAGAGCGACGUGCUCCGAAACGUCGAGGCGCUGAGGCUCGACGUGUACGAGCGCUGGUGCGGCGACGACAUUCUGACCUUUACGCCCUUUAUCCGCCACGACGACCUCGACGGGCCCCAGGCACGCAGCAUGCUCACGAGCUGGGCCGAAAGGGGCGGCGAGGUGCUCGUCGCCGGCCUGCGGUCGACGAUGGAGCGCAUGACCGAGUUCAAGGCCGUCAUAGACCUCCGCACGAGCGUCCUCCGCCUCUGGAUCCGCGACGGCGGCAAGGCCCGCGGCUUUGACCCCUCCGAGAUGCUCGACGCCCUACGCGAGGCCAUCAACGGGCACCUGCUGGCGCUCAUAGAAGCCAAGGUCCACAAGCUGCACCUCGUCGCCUCCGAGGUCGCCGCCACGCUCGACGCCUGGAAGGACGGCGUCACCGACCGCCCGACGCCCCUCUGGGCGCAGACGACCCUCGACAUCGACCCGGCCGCCGGCGUCGACGCCUUCCUGCAGGACCUCGUGGCCCAGCUCCACGGCCGCAACGACGCCGUCGCCAGGGCCGUGACGUGCUUCGCCUCGUGGCGCCGCGUCAUUGGCGAGGUCGAGGGCGUCGUCGACGAGCUGAAGAAGCAGCGGUGGGAGAACGACGGCGACGACGACGACGACGAGAUUGAGGACGAGGAAACCAUUGACGCGCGCCACGCCCAGCUCAGCAGAGACGACCCCGCGGCGCUGCACGACCGGCUCGACGCGACGCUGGCACGCGCGUUCGCCGCCCUCGAGACCCGCCUCGCCGACCUGUGGCGCGCCCGCGCCGGCGCCGUCAACGCCGGGCCGCGUCGCCACGUACAUGCUCCGUGUCCUGCGCGACGUGCGCGCCGGGCCUGCCGCGGCUCGAAAGGGCCCGGGCCCCCGGCCUUCCGCAGCUUCGGCCUCGAAAAUGGUGCCAUGGGCGAGCACGUCGGCGUCCGCAAAUUCCCCGCCUUCCUCAAGCAGAUGCACGACCUCCUCGACGACGACGGUGUCUGCUACUUCCAGCUUGCCGGCCUCCGCAAGUACUGGCAGUACGAGGACCUCAUCUGGGGUCUGUUCAUGAACAAAUACGUCUUCCCCGGAGCCGAGGCCUCCACCCCGCUUGGCUUCUACAUUGACCGCUUCGAAGGUGCCGGCUUCGAGGUCCGCAACAUCGACACCAUUGGCGUUCACUACUCGGGUACCCUCUUCCCCCCCCCCAAAAAAAAAGGCUCGCCAACAAGGACAAGGUCGAGACCUAGUACGGCAAGCGGUGGUUCCGCGAGAGUGUUUUUCUUUUCUUUAUCUUCUUCUUCUUCAUAUGCAGUAAAAAAAGACUACCUCUAG